GGAGCCCGAGUGGCAGUGUCUCCCCGCGGCUGUCUGCACUUCUCUCUGCGUAUCAGCCGGGUUAGCGGACUCCCCAGACAAAGCGCGCGCGCACACAGACAUACACACUUUUACCUUCAGCUCAGCUGCCCCCGCUUUAAAGACGAUUCCCGGCACGUAUUGGCUCCGCGGGGAACAGCUGAGAUGCCGACAGAGUCCAUGGAACCUCUCGGGGGCCCGUUCAGCUUUCCCGGGAGCAACUCAGUGAUUGUUUCUAAGGUCUCCGCGAGGAGGGGGGACAUUGCUGUUGGGACUUUGAUUUUGAUUUGGGCACAGGAAUCGGCUGCUCUGGAUCUCUGAAGGCAUGGGGGCCAAGUCGUCAAAGGACUUUGCAAACGAGGAGUUGAGCAGGAGGACGACGAUGACGAAAAGGACUGGGGGGGUCAGGGAGGGGAGUUUUUCCUCAAUCCGAAAGCAGGCCACCACGCACUUUGGGUACAGCAUCCUGAGCCUGGCCAUGCGCGGGCUGGCCGAGGCUCCGGACGAGCUGUGGGAGCUGACCGAGCUGGAGAAGCUCAACCUGUCCCUCAACUGCCUGUCGGCCCUGCCGCCCAGCGUCGGCGCCCUGGAGAACCUGGUGGUGCUCAACCUGUGGGGGAACCAGCUGGCCAGCCUGCCGCCCGAGAUCGGGCUGCUCAAGAACCUGCGGGUCCUCUUCGCCUACCGCAACCGGCUGAGCGAGGUGCCCGCGGAGCUGAGCGCCUGCACCAAGCUGGAGGUGCUCAGCCUGGCCAACAACGAGAUCGCGGGUCUGCCGGGGAGCCUGUCGGCCCUGCGCCGCCUCACCAAGCUCAACCUCAGCCACAACCGCAUCGUGCACAUCCCCGCCUGCGUCUACGGCAUGAAGGGCCUGGUCUUCCUGCACCUGGCCUGCAACCGCCUGGAGAACAUCGCCGACCAGAUCCAGGACCUGGUCAACCUCAAGAUCCUCAUCGUGGAGGGCAACCGCAUCCACGCCCUGCCCAAGACCCUCUGCUCCCUCACCUCGCUCGAGCUGCUCAACGUGGACUUCAAUGACCUCCAGAGCGUUCCCAUGGAGAUGUACCUGCUGAGGAGGCUGGAGAAGCUGGCCUGCCACCCGCUGGACAAGGGCCUGCACAUAGUGCACAACCCCCUGCUGAAGCCCAUUAAAGAGGUCCUCCAUGGUGGACUCAGUGCUCUCUACACUUAUCUGAAGCCAGCAUGAAGCCAGGCCCCAAAAUGCAGCAUUUACAUUUUCCACUGGAAGGCUAAACAUCAUUAGGAGACCAGGACAGUGGAUCUUACAGAAGACUGUGGUAAUUUACAUAACGACAGCCAGAAUGCUAUGUGCUCUUUGUAAUUUAUUGAGAAAGCUUAUGAAGAAUUUUCUCCACAUUUGUGGUUUGCUUGGUUUGAACAAAGGAAUGCUGAUAAUCUGAAUUGACACUAUUUAACUCUCAUUAUGUUUAUCUGAAACAUAUGGAAAUAAUGGAUUUGAUUUGAUCAUUUUGUAAACCUUUAACGCGUAUAAUGGUUCAUGCUUAAAUUGUUUCCAGGGAGACAAUGAACACUAAAGGAUUAAUUAAAGAAAAAUGUAUUUCUUUGACAAGUUACCUCCUAAUACUUUUAAUUAAGUUAGUUGUAUGUAUGUGGUGUAUUUUAAGAAAAAUAUACGAGUGGAAUUUUCAGGGAUUGAUGGCCAUGCAUUAAAGGAUUGAAGUGAACUCUCCAGAAGUGGAUGAAACACAUGGAAAGUGUGGAUUUUCAGUGAAAUCUAUCUUUCUCUCCCCUCUCUCUUUUUCACUCUCUCUCUCCCUCUAUCUCUAUCUCUCUCGCUAUAGCAGAAUAUGUGAAACAUAACACGUAAUUUUGAUUAUAAUAAGGAAACCAAAGGACCUAGGCACCUACAUACCUCUUUUUCUCUCUCACCCUCUCUUUCUCUCUUUCCGUUUCUCUCCACCUAUUUUGUGCGGUGGUGUCAGCUGUGUAACUGACACCUCAGCUCAGUCCAGUUGUCCUUGGUUCCCCUUAUGGAGAGGGCUUCUGAAUGAGGGGGAAAGUUCAAUUACAGCACCCCGUCCCCCCGAACCCAAAACGGGGUCACAGGGAUCAGAACAGAAUGGCCCAACGGAAACUAUGGGCCGGCCUUAAAUCCAAACUCAGAGGGAGCCUUAACCUCCGACGACCUUUUCCAAUCAAUCACAUCGGCCCCCAUUUCAGCAUGGCACACCGAUACCCAGCUCUGGUUCAAUAGUUUUUUUAAAAUUAACUUCUUCUUUGGUUGCAAGAAGUUAAUAAUUCCAAGUUGACUUGUUUUGGCAUUUGUGUUACUUGAGUACAGUGUUUGUUUUGGUCAGACAUAAGUGCAGGACGCUGUGCAUUUUGAAACAUCCUCUUUUUCAGUCACAGCUCUGUUUGUUUUUGUAGAGAUGGAUUCUCUUCAAGUUUCAGAAAGCUCCCAGAAGCAGUGGUUGGGAUGCAGACUUUAAAAUGCAGUGCUCUACCCUCUGAUGUCUUUCAGCUGAGUGUGAUACUUGCAGAAUAAAAUAAAAAUG
Molecule: messenger RNA, 2555 nt
Organism: Anguilla rostrata (American eel)
Lineage: Eukaryota; Metazoa; Chordata; Actinopteri; Anguilliformes; Anguillidae
Product: leucine-rich repeat-containing protein 30-like
Exons: 1
Coding region: 344-1225 (293 amino acids)
Molecular function (GO): protein binding
Source: RefSeq, a predicted model, not a curated record